Bicyclus anynana (squinting bush brown) is the source of this 3870-nucleotide messenger RNA. RefSeq lists its product as uncharacterized. Gene Ontology annotation, molecular function: DNA binding. The transcript is spliced from 2 exons. Gene Ontology annotation, cellular component: nucleus. Lineage: Eukaryota; Metazoa; Arthropoda; Insecta; Lepidoptera; Nymphalidae. Bases 67 to 1509 code for a protein of 480 amino acids. The record is from RefSeq and is a predicted model, not a curated record.
CAAAAAUUGGUAAAUGGAGGCCGCCGGUCAUUUGUGCGUGCGAAAACUUUUUAGUUUUAAUUGAAGAUGCCUCGCCAAUACGUUAAUUACUCUGCCGAAAUGUUAAACGUAGCGGUGGAUCUAGUUAAAUCAAAAAAAAUAUCGUCAUACGAAGCAGAGAAGCAAUUUGGCAUACCCAGGCGAACAAUUUUGAAUAAAUGCAAUGAUCAUCACCAAAAAGCUGUAGGUCAUCCUACACUUCUAAGCGCAGAAGAAGAAAUCCUAAUAGCUGAUACUGUGAAAGUAUCAGCUGAAUUUGGCAGUCCCUUAACCUUAUUAGAUUUACGUAUCGUGGUGUAUCACCACUUAGAAAAUAAUGGAAAAUCACAUAUUUUUCAUGGAAAGAUGCCCGGGGAACGCUGGGCACGUAAUUUUUUAAGACGGCAUAAAAUGACUCAACGUAUAACGCAGAACAUAAAGAAAAGUCGCGCAUCAAAGUCCGUUGCCGAGUUAAAUGAAUACUUCAAACACCUAGAAGUUGAAAUUGCAAAUGUACCUCCGUCGAAUUUACUCAAUUACGACGAAACUAACCUGAGCGACGACCCUGGUUGCAAUAAAGCGAUAUUCAAAAAAGGAAUAAAGCACCCUGAAAGGGUAGUUAACUCUAGCAAAAGCUCGGUUUCAAUUAUGUUUGCCGGCACUGCUGAUGGAAAAUGUUUGGCACCAUACGUAGUCUACAAGGCCGAGCAUUUGUGGAGUCGUUGGUGUCUAGAUGGUCCUUCAGGCUGUCGAUACAAUCGUACAAAAUCAGGUUGGUUCGACAUGGUAUGUUUCGACGACUGGUUUGAACAAAUUAUUCUACCCUGGGCGACUGGCUUAGAUGGACCAAAAGUUAUUAUUGGCGAUAAUUUAUCAUCACAUAUAAGCGUUUCUACUGUAAAACUAUGCCGCGAACACAAUAUAAGAUUUGUGUUUUUGCCGCGAAACGCUACUCACCUCACUCAACCGUUAGAUUUAUCAUUGUUCGGUCCAAUGAAGAAACACUGGCGAACGAUUUUGCUGCAGUAUAAACUAGCAAAUCAAAAUGCUGCAACUAUAAACAAAUGUCAUUUUCCACAGCUACUAAAACAAUUAAUAGAUAAACUACAAAUAAGUAACGAGAACAAUUUAAAAAGUGGUUUUAAAGCUGCUGGAAUUUUUCCCUUUAAUGCAUCAAAAGUUACUCAAAAUAUACCUGAAGAGACCGGACAGAUGAGGCAAAAAUUUGAUCACACUCUUCUAGAGUACCUGAAAGCUUCCAGAGAGUCGAAACCAAUGUUAGGAGGUAGGAACCAAAAAUUGAAAAUAACUCCAGGGAAAUCAGUUUCUGGGGAAGAUGCAAUAAUAAGCCAAAAACCAACUGAAACCAAAGGAAAGCCCACUGAAAAAGUUUGUGAAAUAAAUAACUUGGACAAUAAAAACGAAUGUAUGGAAAACAUUAAUGAAAACGAAAUUCAAUUAUCCUUCACUCCACCAUCCCCUAAACCUUAAAAAAUAAAACUUCUUUCAGAAGUUAGAUUUUCUAAAGAUAAUAAAGCGUUCUACAAUAUAAGUAAUAUGGUACCAUUAAAAUUAACCAAAAUUGAUAAGGACACCGAUUUGUUUAUUAAAAAGAAAAAAAAAGUUGCAAAGAAAAAUCCGCCAAAGAAAAGAAUGCGAUUAGCUUCAGGUAGUAGCACGUGUGAAAGCGUUGUUCAAAUGAGCUCACAUAGUGAUUCAGACAUUUUUGAUAUUAAUACAUUAAGUGAUAGUGAUAAUGAUGACAUUUUUGACAAUGUAUCAGGCAGUUGGAUCCAAACUGAUAAGGAAAAUAAUAUUGAAAUGACAAAUAACAAAAAUAGUUUACAAAAAUAUAAUUUUGCAGAAAAAGAUAAUAAAAAUAUGUCCCAUGUAAUAAAAAAUCGUAAAAAUCCCAUUAAAAUUACAGAGAAAAUAAAUAAAACCAUCAAAGAGUCAAAGGAAGAAGGAAAAAGAAAUCUGGUGAGUGAAAUGACUACUUAUGAAAGAGAAGUCAUUGAUCAAAACGAAGAUGAUUUCAAAACGUUGAUUGAUCAAAAUGAAGAUGAUUUCAAAACAAAACGAGAUAAAAGAGAAUCAAAACCAAACGACAUACUAAAAAAGACUGAACUAGAAAAUAAAGAUUCAUUAGCUUUCAAUGUAGGAGAUAAAGUUUUGACUAGAUAUUUUCAACGCAAUUUAUGGAAAUAUUACAUCGGUGAAAUAGACAGUAUUGAUAAUAUAAAAAAAACAUACGCUAUAUCAUAUUACAAAUCAGUCGGAAAACAAAGUAAAGAUAAUUUAAAAUUCAUUAAACCAAAACGGGUCACCGACAAGGAUAUCAUACCAGAAGAUUCUAUCGUAAAAACUGUGGAUCUUCUGCAAAUUUCUGAAACUCCCGAAGAGUAUAUUAUUAUGUUUGAUGAAGAUGGUAUUUACUUUUGAAAUAUUUUAAAAAAGUUCCUUUAGUAUCAUAAUUUUUUCUAAUAAUCUAUAAUCUUGAUACCUUAUUUCCAUUUUAUUUGUGAGACUAUAUUAUUUUCAAGUUUUAUAUAAUAAUGUUACCACCGCAAAUAGUUUUAUUUAAUUAGGUAGUUACCUAAGCAAUAAAUAUGAAUCCUCAAUGAGUGUUAAUUUUAUAAUUGUGUGCUACAAUAUAAAUGUAAAAAAGAUUAUUAAAUUAUUUGAUUAUAUUAUGUCCUUUUUCUUUGUGACAGCCCUUGGUAAAUCCCUAAAAUAAGUUCUAGCAUACAAAACUUUGCCUACCGACUUAAAAAUAAAUAUAAGGGUGUUGGGAUCAAUUUGCGUAUAUGGCAUGAAAAUACACGAACUCUUUAGUAGAUUUGUAUAUUUAUACACUGCUAAGGUAGGUAAAUAAUAAAAAUGUGUAGCUAGGCAAUGUUAGUGUUUCGACAGUUACAUUGCCUGGUUCUUUAGAACGCAAUUUCUCAUUCAUCUUUCUGGUUUCAAGCGAUUAUUGACUCUAAACCAAUAGGUUAAAGUUAUAUCUUGCAUAUUUGACCAAAAUAACCUAAAAUAUUCUUAAAACUAAAACGUUAUUUUUAAAAAACCCCGAAAUCAAGGCAAAGUUGGAGCAUUUUACGGUACCAUGCUCAAUGACCUCAGCAGAGUUUCUCAACAGGUGGGCCUAAAAAUGAACAUGGCUAAAACGAAAGUAAUGUGUAAUGCUCAUGUAUCGCUCCACCCAGUUAUAGUUGAGAACGCUGCACUCGAAAUUGUAGACGAAUACGUAUACCUAGGACAUAUGAUCCAGUUAGGUAGGUCCAAUUUCGAGAAAGAGGUGAACCGUCGAAUCCAACUCGGAUGGGCUGCAUUCGGGAAGCUUCGCGACAUCUUUUCGUCCGAAAUUCCUCAGUGCCUGAAGACGAAAGUCUUCGAACAGUGCGUGUUGCCAGUGAUGACCUAUGGUUCCGAGACUUGGUCGCUAACUAUGGGCCUCAUAAGAAGGCUCAGAGUCACACAGCGGGCGAUGGAACGAGCUAUGUUAGGAGUAUCUCUGCGUGAUCGAAUCAGAAAUGAAGAGAUCCGCAGAAGAACCAAAGUCACCGACAUAGCUCAACGAGUUGCGAAGCUGAAGUGGCAAUGGGCGGGGCACAUAGUUCGAAGAGCCGAUGGACGUUGGGGUCCCAAAGUGCUGGAAUGGCGACCCCGCACUAGUAAGCGCAGUGUUGGCCGACCCCCCACCAGGUGGACUGACGACAUCAAGCGAGUCGCAGGGAUUCGCUGGAUGCAGGCGGCUCAGUAUCGUGAUGUUUGGAAGUCCCUACAAAAGGCCUAUGUCCUGCAGUGGACGUCCAUCGGCUGAUAUGAUGAUGAUGAUGAUGAUAUUACUUG